AUGCAUUCUUCGAGAAAUAAGGUCAACUCUAUGCGAGGAGGGGCGGCGCGCGCGGGCUGGCGCGCGGGUUCAUGGCCUCGGCCCCCGCGCUGCGGCUCCGGCCGCUCCUCGGGCUGCCUGGGCGGCGGGGGGGGCUGCGGGGGCGCGCCCCCUCCCGCCGCGGCCCCGCGCCGUCGCCAUGGAGACCGGGCGCGGGCGACCCCCGGCGGCGGCGUCUGGUGCUGCAAGGCCGGCCCCGGCCCCGGCCCCGGCCGGAGAGAUCUAAGCAUCUCUGCUGGACCACUCCAGGUAGAAAUCCGAAGAAAGGAUUUCACCUCUUCUGGGAGUAAGAAACUCUACUUCGAUACCCACACCCUAGUGUGUUUAUUGGAAGAAAAUGGGUUCACCACUCAGCAAGCAGAAAUUAUUGUAUCUGCAUUAGUGAAAAUCAUGGAUGCCAACAUGGAAGUGGUUUACAAGGAUAUGGUCACCAAAAUGCAGCAGGAGAUCACUCUUCAGCAGAUCAUGUCUCAGAUUGCUGGUGUGAAAAAGGAUAUGAUCAUUUUGGAGAAGAGUGAAUUUUCAACACUCAGAGCAGAAAAUGAGAAAAUCAAACUUGAACUCCAGCAGUUAAAGCAGCAAGUGAUGGAUGAAAUAGUCAAAGUUCGGUCAGACAACAAAUUAGACUUUAAUCUAGAGAAGAGCCGAGUAAAAGAAUUGUAUUCACUUAAUGAAAAAAAGCUGCUCGAAAUGAGGACAGAAGUCAUGGCGUUGCACGCCCAGCAAGAUCGGGCCCUAACCCAGACCGACAGGAAGAUAGACACAGAAGUGGCAGGCCUGAAAACCAUGCUCGAAUCGCACAAACUAGAUAAUAUUAAAUAUUUAGCAGGUUCCGUAUUUACGUGCCUUACCGUAGCACUGGGAUUUUAUCGUCUAUGGAUAUAAUAAAAUGUUUAUUUAAAGGGA
This is a messenger RNA of Ornithorhynchus anatinus (platypus), 945 nucleotides long. RefSeq names its product mitochondrial calcium uniporter regulator 1 (gene MCUR1). The transcript has 10 exons. The record is from RefSeq and is a predicted model, not a curated record. The coding region runs from base 1 to 924 and encodes 307 amino acids. NCBI's taxonomy places the organism in Eukaryota, Metazoa, Chordata, Mammalia, Monotremata, Ornithorhynchidae. Gene Ontology annotation, biological process: positive regulation of mitochondrial calcium ion concentration; calcium import into the mitochondrion. Gene Ontology annotation, cellular component: mitochondrion; mitochondrial inner membrane.